Diaporthe amygdali is the source of this 1053-nucleotide messenger RNA. RefSeq lists its product as uncharacterized. The record is from RefSeq and is a predicted model, not a curated record. NCBI's taxonomy places the organism in Eukaryota, Fungi, Ascomycota, Sordariomycetes, Diaporthales, Diaporthaceae. Bases 1 to 1053 code for a protein of 350 amino acids. Gene Ontology annotation, molecular function: iron-sulfur cluster binding. Gene Ontology annotation, cellular component: cytoplasm. The transcript is spliced from 2 exons. Gene Ontology annotation, biological process: iron-sulfur cluster assembly.
AUGUCUCCCUCGCUCGUCACAAUAGACAACACUCCAGACUUCGACUUCGCCGCCGACUUCAACCCCGCCCCCACCAAGAAGAAUGUCAUCACCGCCACAACAACACACCGCGCCCUCCUCCUCGCGCCGCCCUCCAUAGCUGCACAAGGCACUAGCGCCCUCCCCACCUUCGACCGCGACACCACCGACCUGCAGAUGCUCGACCGCCUCUAUGCCGGCCUCGUCACCCUCCCCGCCGCCACCUACGACCUCGUCCUGCUCCUGACAGGCUCCGACGGCGCCAGGCACGCCGAGGCGUCCGGCCUGCUUUCGCGCGAGGUCUUCGCUUCACUCGUGGCCGCCAUGAAGUCCGGCGCCUCGCUCAAGACCCAGGACGGCAGGUUCGACACCCCAGAGACAAGGGAGGCGGUGCUCGCGGGGCUGGUGCACAAGGACGGCGGCUACGAGAAGGUUGAAGAAGAGGAGGUCGUCGUGCCGCUGCGGUUCGGGAAGAAGAAGACAACGCCAGCGGAGUCGCAGCAGAAGAACGGAAAUGGCAACGUGCACAGCUCUGCCGGACCGGCGGUGGACAAGGUUACAAUUGAUGUUGCUGGACAGCCAAAGACGCUAGAUAUGGUGCCUCCCGCGGUGAAGCCUGUCGCGGGCGUUGGCUUCGACUUUGGCGACGAAUUCGAUGAUGACGACGAGUUGAUCGACGAGGAUGAGCUCAUGACAGAGGAGGACUUGAACCGACCUGUGCAAAUGCCCCCAGAGUGCAAGCCCGAGCCCGGCAAGAAGCGCCGCGCCUGCAAGGACUGCACGUGCGGCCUGGCGGAGCGCAUCGAGGCGCAGGACAAGGCGCGGCGCGAAAAGGCGGACCGAGACCUGAACACGCUGAAGCUCAAGUCGGAGGACCUCAACGAGCUCGACUUCACGGUGCAGGGCAAGACGGGCAGCUGCGGCAGCUGCGCCCUGGGCGACGCGUUCCGCUGCUCCGACUGCCCCUACAUCGGGCUCCCGCCCUUCAAGCCCGGCGAGGAGGUCACCAUCCUGAACAACGUGGCCCAGUUCUGA